UUGCCUAUAGGACUUCGUAGUUUCAACGAAAAGCUGAACCAACUGCAACAGCUGAUCCGAGAAUGUAGCCUUCUCAAAACAGAGCUUGACCAAAUAUCACCACUGGAACAUGUAUUUGUGGGAAUCGGCGACGUUCUAAGAAAAGAAAAUAUCCUGGUUGAAUAUCCUUGUCGUGCAAGUCCUGAACUCCCCGCAAAAUCGACUUCUUUGGAAACUGAUAUAGUCCAGGCUAUAAGAGACGAGGAGAAGCAGGCAAUUCCAUCUGAUCCUCCUAAGGAACCAAAAAGCAGCGUCAAUUGUAUCCUUCUCCCUGUUAGCACUGAAGAAUUCGAGGAGAUUCCCAAAUAUAUGCGCGGUCGUAUGACGUGUGCUGAGCUCAAUGAGAUUGUUCUGAAGCUGGAUGAAUUUUUGUCGCAAAAACGUCGCCUGUUGAAUGCUCCUUUCAAAAAGUUGUCUAUGAAGGAAAAAGAUCAAGUAACGAAAUGGAAAGAACAAGAAACUGCUUGUACAAGUGGCAAAUUGUUCUGUCAAGAAGUCGAUGUGAAACCAAUGCUGUCCGAUCGUGCUCGAACCCUUUUCCGUUCAGCUGCCCCUUGCUUGCGUCAUGUUCGUCGCAUCAGGGAAAAGAUGAGCGAUGAAAAGUACGAGAUAAAACGCAUCUUAGCGGAACGAAAGAUUGAUGGAAAAUCAGAUAGAAUGGAGUAUUUGGUAGAUUGGGAGCCGACAUGGGUCUUUGACUCAGAUAUGGAUGCCAAUUUGCUGGAUGACUUCCAUUAUUCGGUUGUUGUUCUUGGUCCCAUUCAUACCCCUGAGAAUCUUCAGAAGAAGUCUAUCAAGGAGAUGGAUAUCGUUGUCCAGAGGUAA
Messenger RNA from Strongylus vulgaris, 864 nucleotides. Lineage: Eukaryota; Metazoa; Nematoda; Chromadorea; Rhabditida; Strongylidae. The record is from the annotation of a GenBank genome assembly.